Molecule: messenger RNA, 1977 nt
Organism: Trichobilharzia szidati
Lineage: Eukaryota; Metazoa; Platyhelminthes; Trematoda; Strigeidida; Schistosomatidae
Source: the annotation of a GenBank genome assembly
GAUUAAUCUCUGACAAUGUCAGGCAGUAAACAAUUAAGUCAGAUCAAAUCAACUCUGAUGUCAACUCCUUCAACCAUUGUGUACAACUGUCUCCCUUCAUCUUAUUCGCCUACAUCUACAACCAAUCAGAAUAAAAGUAUUCCAAGAACAAAAGCCAACUACAACAAAACUAUUGACAAUCAUAAUCCUCCUCAUUUUAUUCUUACUUCUGAUAACCAGUUACAUGAAAGUUGUGACAAGCUAAAACAGCUGAGAAGUACUCAAAAAAAGAUGAAAGAAGUGACAAAGUCAGUGAAUCAGUCUAAACCACCUGUCAAGUCAAUUGUAAAGACACAUGAAAUGUUGAAAAAAGGCGAUAUAAAUUCUAAUCAGUUCAAACAAAAGUCGAAUCCAUCAGUUAAAUCAACGCAUCAAACAACAACAACAAGAACUGCAAAGAAAUCAUGCCAUUUACAAGAUUUAUGUCUUGAAGAUCGUCGUAAAUUGAAUAAAUUAAUUAUGAAGCUUGCAGAAGCCCAAGAAGCGUUAAAAAUAAUGGAUUGUAAACUUCAAAAUCAAUCUGUGAAUAAUAAUGAUAAUGGUAGUAAUAAUAUCCUAGAAUUGAAGUGUCCAACAGACGGUAAUCAAAUCCAGUAUUCACAACCUACACUUGAAGAAGGUACAGUAUACUCUUCAAAAGCAGAAGAGUUGAUUAUCACCUAUAAGACAAGACUAGAACAGUUAGAAAAUGAAUUAUCCCAGUUACGUCAUCAUCAUCAUCAUUUCAAAGGAGAAGAAGAAGACAAUUAUCUACCACCAUAUGUUGAAAAUAAUUCAUCUGCAAAAAAAUAUCCUAUUGAAUUGCAUCCCACUGUGAUUAAUGAUGAAAAAAAUCUUCAUAACUUAGAUAAAGACGUCAAUCAACGUGGAAUGCAGUCAUCUGAUCAUCGUCAGCCUCACUGUCAUAAUCAUCAGAAGUUAUUGUCUUUAACAAGUGAUGGAAACUGUCAAAAGUCUAAUAAUCAUAAAACUGCAAAUCAACCUAUUAGUAAUUCUACCGACUUAAAAAGUUCUAAUAUUCUUCAAAAAGUUGAGAAUGAAAAUGAAAAGAGAACAAAUGACUCUGCGGAUGAUAUAAACAGGAAUCAAGAUCAUUCAAUACUGAUGAAUGGACAGCUUAGACAAGAGUCUACAAUACAAGAGUUCCCAGUAUGGGAAUUAUCUGAUCCUUUUAGCAAUUCUAGUGGAAAAGCGAAAUCUGACAAUAAGACUCCUGUUCCUGCAUCAUCAAAUAAAUUAGUUGAAAAGGCGAAAAAGAAGCAGAAGAAGAAAGAAGUCUCAAUAAUGACACAGAUUGGUGAUUUAAUGUCGACUGAGAAUUACGCCGUCAGUGAAAUCUCUGCUUCAGCUGAUAAAUAUACACAAACAAUAAAUGAAACGCACAAAACAAGUUCUCAAUCACAUGACAAGUAUACAGAAUGUUCAGAACAGGCUGAUUCAGCUUUACCUACAAAAGUUCUUCAGGUUCGACAGAUAUCCACAGAGAUUCAGUGUUCAACAGGAAACACUGAUAGAAUUAAACCUCUGAGAGAUUCAUGCGUACAAACCAGUUUUGUAGCUAAUGAUUAUUUCAUGAUCAAGUGUGGUAAUAAAAGGAUAAAUAAAAGUUCAAGACAGAUGCAUAGAAAAGGCACUCCUCAAUGGAAUCGAACAAAACUAUCAACGGAAAGGCAGAAUAGAUCUUCUUCUUCUUCAUCUUCCAUCUCUGAAUCUUCUCCCUACUCAUCUCCUUCAUCAUCAUCGUUGUCGGAUGGCUCUGAUGUCAAUAACAGAAGUGAUAAUAACAAUAAUAUGAAAUUAACUGCAAAGAAUAGUCGUCAGAGAAAAAUGAACCAAAAUGGUGAGCGAUCAAAACAACAUUUUCGUCAGUCAUUGGAUAUUUCAAACAGUAUCUCAGACCAGAUCAACCAGAAAUUACCUGUUCACAGUGGUGAGUAA